GAGGUGUUUUUGCUGACAGCCAUUUUGUGGCUUCUGCUGCAGUUAAAAUGGUUUAACAUUCAUCUGCUUCUGCGGGGUAGUUAGGUGAGGAUGGUUUUAGUGCUACCUGGCAUAUGGCUCAUCCAGAGGAGUGUGUGUGUGUGUGUGUGCUUGUGUGUGUGUGUGUGUAUGUGUGUGUGUAGGACUGCACAGUGCAGCUUUAAGGCCAUCAUUUUCUAUUAUGGCUACCCUACACAUGGUACUCUAUGGUUGUCCUAGCUGAACACAUGCUUCUGCCAUCCGUGCAUUGAUGAUUAUUGACAAAUUAAGGACAGAAAGAUUUUUAAUCUGUAUUUUGAUAACCAAGUAGAAGUUCAUAAUAUUCUCUUCAAAAUGAAAUAAGCUCUUUGAUGUGGACAAGGUAAAAAAGAUGGAUUCCUUCACCUUGCUCUGCUCUGAGGCAAAGGACUAAUAGACUUCCAGUUUGAGAACUGAUGCGUCCGCUGGAUUUAGAAGUACUAGAAGGCUGGGGCCAUUCUUUUUGAUUUGUCUCCCAGCAAAGAUUGGAUCCUUCUAGAAACAUUGGUUUACGUGAUUGCCUCUUCACUAGAGGGCUGGAAUAAAAGAGAAAAAGAGAUAAAUGAAAAAUGAAAAUGGCAGACAGACAAUGUUCAUCAUCCCUCUGAGAUACUCAUCUACAGCCAGGGAUGGCCCGAGCCUCUACUACACUCUUACAUCAAAGAAAAAGAGGAAAAAAAAAGACUCUUCACCUUGUGCAAUCACACAGGCGUUUGGUGUGCUUGUGGAUGUGUGAAUGUGUGAGCCUCUGUGUGUGUGUGUGUGUGUGUGUGUGUGUGUGCGUGCGCAUCUGUCUGCAUGUGUGUAUGAGCUAUUUGUGAGUCCACCUCAGGCACUGGGCUGCUGGGUAUGCAGCCUUAAAAGGUUGUGUUUCUGCUGCCAUCUCUCUCUCUCCCUCUCUUUCCUUCUCUCUCUCUCUCUCUCUCUCUCUCCAUUUUUCUCACUCACACACACUCUUCCUAUCUCUGUUUUGUCUGUGUCUGGAUCAUUCACUAUUGCGGUUCUGUCCAUCUGUAUUCCAUUAUCGAUGCGUUAUCAUAAUUGUUUUCAAAGGAGGAGGCAAAAUGUUGGAGGAGUGUCUCAUUCACAGCCUUUCACAUCCAGCUCAGGGAAUGACCUUAUGCUAUUUGAGAGGGAAGCUGGUUAGCGCUGGCAGUUUUGAGAACAUAAUAAAGCUAUUUAUGCAGUGAGUCUGGCCUCUCACAAUCACCCUGCUGUCUGAGGCUAGUCGAGGUGUGUAUGUGUGUGUGUCAGUGUGUUUGUAUGUGUAAGAGGGCGAGAGAGAGAGAGAGUGAGAGAGAGAGAGAGAGAGAGAGAGAGAGGAGACAGCGAGGCUCAGGCUAGGCAGGGAGGCCCGAGGAGGGGUCAGUCUUACAUAAACUCUCAGCCUGUCUGCCAGUAACAGAGAACUAACACAGCUUAGGGCACCGAGCAGGGAGGGAGGAGAAAUAGUCAUGACCCAGCUAAGUAGUUUACACAGUAAUGGCCCAGAAUGAAAAUUGUACAAAUGUAUGACGCCAUUUUGUUGUCAUACUGGGUUAUAGUAAGUUUCUUUUUGAUGUGUGUGGAUGUGUGUGUGUGUGUGUGUGUGUGUGUGUGAGAGAUGUUUUGGUUGGCAGCUGUCUCUUUUUCCUGUCAUUGUCCUCAGUCACAUGACAGACAGGGUGGCUUUCACACAUGCCAUGAGGGCGAGUCACCAAGCUGACAUUAGGGACAGGGAGGGUCCUGGAGGACCAAACAGGGUCAUGUGGGCGCAGCAUGGCCAGGCUGGGAAUUAGCCAUGAGAGUUAUCUUAUGGUUGUCCCUGUAAAAUUUUGAAUAUUUAAAAGCUGUUGAGGACCUCAGCGGCAGUUUUGCAUGUUUUAGCCCAUUAAAUGCAAAUCGUCUAUACUGUACAUUACUUUCUGACCAUUUUCCAAAGCAUUCCAUUUGUUUUUGGACAGAUUUCCUACCUUCCACGCAGCCACUGGUUUCCAUUUAUUUUAAUGGGGUAUGAAAAUCAUAUUGCAGAGAUGUGAAACUUUCUUCAGAAAGGUAAUCCUUCAAACUGAACAUGUAGCCUCCUGUAUUUAUGUGUCAGUGUCAUUGAUCGAUGUAACCCUUGUCAUCGUGUGGUUGUGCAGCGAGCAGGGUCUGCUUUGAAAACUCUUCCUCGUGGAACUUAAGGAGGCUCUGACAUCUGAGAUUUGAGACUGCCGCAAAGCAUUGCAUUCACAAGCUUUGUUGUGUGGAAAUCAAACUUAAAAGACAAACGAUAAGUACACAACUGCAUUUUAAAAAUGAUGGGAAUUUGUUAGUUUCUUGCACUGAAAUGCUGAUGUUGUUUAGCAGUUGACACACAAUUUCACCUUUCAAAGCUUUCUUGAACAAAACAAGAAACAAUUUUCAGAAAAAGUGCCUUCUCACAAAUUCAUUAUCGUAUGAUAGCAAUGAGCUGGAACUAUGACAGCGAGGUUACAAGUUUCAUUUCAUACUGGACUUAAUAAAUGAAAAUCAAUGGCUUCCUGGAAGAUAGAAAAUCAAUCUUAAAAUGUAUCAGUAUGCUUUGGAAAAUAGUUGUCGGUAUAGAGCUGUAGUUCAUAAGCUUAAAAAUGCAAAACCACUGUUAUGGUCCUUUAAGUCUUUUUCAUUUUUAACCACUUUGGGGCUAUCAGAACCUACACCAGUAACCCUUAUGAGUCAGCUUUGAAAGACUGCGGUUUCAAAUUGGCAAACUUUACGGCUAAAGAGAGGGUUUGUAAGAACAAGCCUUUUGAUUUACUCUUGCAAUUGCAGAACAAAAAUUACCAACCAUCACUCUGACUUCGGGGUUAGACACUGUUUGUGUGCAGCGUUGCACUGAUGACUUUGUCGAAAUACUGCUGUGGAUUAUGAUUAUUCAAUCACACUGUAAGCAUGUGCUGUGAGGCCUGUCGGGUAUUACGAUGGGGAUCAGCUGUUAGUACAGUAGCGUGGGCUGGUACAGGAGUGCACAUGGAGAAAACACACACGCACACACACACUGAAAUGUAGUGUAUGGGUCGAAAGAGGUGGGUAAUACUCACUAUGUGCUGUAGACCUUUGUGCUCUCAGGUCAUCGUAAGUCUAGAGCCAGCAGUAAGCGUUUACUUAAGUCAUGUCCGCAGGUAGUGGUCUAGUCUGAGUUCACAUCAGUGUAAAUGGUGUCAUUCUAAGCUCAGUGUGUGAGACAGCAUUCCCCACUUCCAGCUCAGUCAUGCCUCAUGUCAUAUUGACUGAUGGGAUUCCCUGGAGCUGUAGUGAGAAGUGUAGUCCAAUGUUUGUUUUGGUUGCUCUCUGUUUAAACGCCUGUGUGUAAGUAAGCCUGUGUAAGUGUAUAUGUGUAUAUAUGUUCGUGUGAGUAUGUAAUAUAUAUCUGCGCCCGCAUGUGCAAUGAUCCAAAGUGGAAAACCUGAAUCCUCUGAGAAAUGGCUACCGCAACCUUUUCUCUAGAGAGCAGAAAUAGCAGCAAAGGGUGCAGAAGUGUACACUGUGACAGCAACACUGUCAUUUGUAUGUGUAUUUGUGCAUAAGUGUAUGGGUUUUUUUUCAUGCAUGUGUGUAGCAAUGCCACUGCAUGCGUGUGUAAAACAGUUCAGAUGCUGUUUUUUUCCAGACCAGCUCGUAAACCACAUCUGGGGAAAGAAUUUAGAUUCCUUCCCUCCGUCUUUCUCUGCUGCCUUCCCUUUUCCCCCUGUGUGAUUCCCUCCCUCCUUCCCUGCUCUGGUGAAAAGAAAAAAAAAACAGAAGUCAGCUUCUUUCAUUUUUUCUGUCUUGUGUCCUCAGGCUAACUUCAGCCUGGUUUUAGAGCAGAGAAGAGGAAUGUCUUAUUUUGCCCUGAUCACUAGUGUCUGCAUGGUUUUGCUUUAUAUCUGUCAGAAGGAUAGAAUGAGGGAAGAGGCGAGGGAGAGAAGACUUGCAAAGAAUUGUCCCUGGCUUCGCUGCGCUCCUGUGGGACAACCAACCCAACCCCAGUAGCUGAUUGACAACAACCAACCAGCCCCAACAGACUUCUGUUCUCUAUCUUCCUAUUGGCUGGCUGCCACAGCUUCGCCCAUCCUUACUGGCUCUGGCGGGAGCGUGGAUGGAGCCAAGGGAUCUGGUUGGCUCGGCCCGACCCAAAGAGGCGGAGUUACAGGGAGGCAGGGUGGGGCCAAAUGGGGAGGACCAGGAAGGAGCAGGGGGCAUCGACUUGGCGCGCAGUGAUGAUGUGAUUAACGGUGCCAUCAGUGAAGGGGAGGGGCUUGAGGAGCAGGGGGAGGGGCUUCUGGAGGAGCAGGAGUUCUCCAUCAAGGAAGCGAGUUUCCAGGAAGGAAGUCUAAAGCUGAAGAUUCAGACCACCAAGCGUACCAAGAAGCCCCCCAAGAGCCUUGAGAACUACAUUUGUCCACCGGAGAUCAGGAUGACCAUCAGACCUCCAGUUGGAGAGGGCAAAGGGGGGCGGCAGGGACGAACAGGAGGCGGGGCAGGAGCUGGGCGGGGCCAGAAGGACGAAGAACGAGGACCCCCCAGAAAAAGGACAUAUGAGCGCCAGUUCAGAAUGCCUGAGCAGAGAGAGGGAGGCCUGCUGCAACUACUGGGAGAUCACACUCCGCCUAAACACCAGCUUCGCAGCUCCCUCCUUCCUGCACACACACACUCUCACACACAGCAAACACAGCACACCCUCACGCAACAAUUCCAACACAUCCAUGCACACCAACACCAAAUCAAUCCUGACUGGAUCACGUCUACAGCACCUUCUGCAUCUCCAGCCAAUCCUGCAGAUUCUGAGCCAGCCAGAGAACUGGCAGGAGCAGGUAGAAGCUCUUUGCUCGAUCCAACCCCACUUUUCUCACGAACAGUGACACAAAGCCCCUCACCUCAAAGAUCCCUGACUCCAGACCUGCAGAUGCCAGUGGUUACCGAUGCCAGUAUUCUCAACCUGACCUCUCUCAGCAGGGGGAGAGGUUUGCAAGAGGUCAGUGAACAGCUCUUUGGGAACAUCAAGAGGAAGUACGGCAGGAAGGACUCCCAGAGGAUGCUCUGUAAUCCCCACAGUGCUGAUACACCAUGGGGAAGACCGCCAGAGAAAGGAUCGGAGAGCCCUACUAAUUCAGAAGAGAGGCAGAAGUACAGGCAAGAAGAGACAGCUGAGCGCUUCCAUGAAGAAAGAGAGGAAAGGAGAAAAGAGGAAAGAGAGCGAGCAAUUCCUGGGAGGAGAGGAGAUGAAGAGGACCGAGGGAUGCCCAUGCUGACAGAAGAAGGGAAAGGAAGAAAGAGGCGGAGGAGGCCUUCUUUUGACGAGUCAUUUUCUGUAGAGGAGCAAUCACAGCAACGGCAGGACUCUGACACUACAGAGAAGCACCAGCCUGGGCCCCCAGAACCCAAACUAGCACAUAAGAUGGAGACUCACAAAAAUGAUUCUAGACUCACAAGUCAGGCUGAUGUCAGUGGAGAGAGGACAGAUAAAGGCGAUAAACGGGAAAAGGGAGAAAGGGUUGACAGAGCAGAAAGAGGAGAGACAGUUACGAGUGGGCCUGACCCGGAGUUAGCUUUGAGCAUAAAUAGAAUGAAAAAGAACCCAGUGGGUCGUCCUAAGAUCAGCACAGACGCCCUUAAACACAGAGAGCCCACUCACAACCACAUCAAUAAACCCAAUCUUUCCGCAAAUCCCAGACUACCUAGCCCAAACCCCAGCCCAAGCCCCAGGGGUAGCAUCAGUCCCAGCCCCAGCCCUAAACCCAGGGCUAACAUUAGCCCCAGUCCUAGUCCUAGACCCAGGACGACCCUGAGUCCUAGCCCGAGCCACAGCACGAGCUCCACAGCCAGCUCCAGACCAACCAAGGCCAAGGACAGAUGGUCCUACCUGAAAGCAAAAAGCCACGCCAGCCUCACGUCACCCCAGAGGGACAACCGAGGUAGCCCAUUGGCCUUAGCUGACCCGCCCUCAGCCUUCCCCAUCACCCCUUCUAGCCCGCUCUACACCAACACUGACAGCCUGACUGUCCACACACCCAUUAAGAGGAAACGAGGACGUCCCAAGAAACAGCCCCUCCUAACAGUGGAGACCAUCCACGAAGGCACCUCCACCUCACCCCCAAGCCCACUUGCACAGGACACCUCUGCAGGGCUAAACCGCAGGAGGAAGACACACACACUAAACACAUUAGUGCAAAUGGCUUCCACGACCCCCAGCGCCAAUUCUAACAGUCUGAAACUAAAGCGUGGCAGGGGCCAUUCCAGACCAGUGAAUAAGAUGAAACUUGGGAAAAUGCAGAGCAUCCUGAAUGAGAUCCUUUCAGGUUCCAGUCAGAACGGCACUCUUGCUCUGAAGUCAUCUUCUGCCCCUGUUACGUCAGCUAUGAGUGCUAUGGCAUCUACCAUCGAGGCUCGGCUGGGAAAACAGAUAAAUGUCAGCAAGAGAGGAACCAUCUACAUUGGUAAGAAGAGAGGGCGGAAACCCCGAGCAGAAACCCAAGGCUCCAACCCUCCGAAAGCCACUAGGGAUAAACCCCCCCUGUCUGUGUCCACAUCCAGUCUCUAUGAGAGCCCUGUAGUGCCUUCCACCACCUCCUCUCCCAGCUCCAGUGCUCCAUCCCUAAGAGCCAGCCACUCUGAUGCCACUAUGCCCAGUCUGCAGCCCAUCUCAGCCCUGCCCUCCAAGCCAAUAGGCAGGGGCUUCCUCUCUGGGGGAUGGAAACUGUCUCCUCCACGCCUUCUGGCUAAUUCACCCUCCCACCUGUCAGAGGGCGCAUCAGUGAAGGAGGUGACCCUCUCCCCUAUUAGCGAGUCCCACAGUGAGGAGACUAUUCCCAGUGACAGCGGGAUCGGGACAGACAACAACAGCACCUCAGAUCAAACUGAGAAGGGCCCUGCCUCUCGACGAAGGUACUCAUUUGAUCUGUGUGGGUUUGAGGCUGCGGAGGCAGCUGCUUUGGAAGCAUCCGGCAGGGGCAGCAGAGCACGAUGUGAGCGGCAAGUAACUGCUGUGGACAACUUUCUGUCACAGCAGGAGAAGAAGCAAAAACAUCAUCGGCGGAAGAGGAAGUGCCUACAGACCCGGGAUCAUCUUCACUUUCUGUCAGAACUGGAGGAGGUUGUGUUAAAGCUCCAGCAGCUACGAGUGUCUCACAGACGAUACACCUGCUACCCGCAGCACCCAUAUCCCUCUAUUUUCCGCCUCAACUUCCAUCAUUACUACCCUGUUACUUAUGACUCCUACCCCUGCGACUCCGGAUCGUACCUCCGCAGGAGUGCUGAUCUGAAGGCUAAGAGGAGACGUGGCCGUCCAGCCAAAGCCAGCGAGCCAAUCACAUCAAAGCUGCCUUUUGUUCAAGGAUAUGGUUAUCCGCUGGCAGGGGGAAAUUACUAUGCAGCACCGUAUGCCAUGCCUUACGCACCCCCUCUGAGUCUGGGCUACUUUCCCCCGGCUCCCCAAUUCUACCUGCCCCACCACUCGCUAGGACCUGCACCGCCGUCUCCGUUUAUGAGGCCUGCUGUCCCCCCUCCUAAGGCUUUCCACUCAGGUGGACACUCAAAGCUCCAGCCAGGGGCUAAGCUCCGCAGCAGCAGUGGCCAGCUCCAGGUGCCCUCUGUAAGAGGAGAGGGCUUGGGAUCCCUGGGCAGUGGAAGUGCAGGUGGUCUUGGAGGGGUUCGCCUCCAUAAGAGGAAGCACAAGCACAAACAUAAGCACAAGGACGAACCCCUGCUUUCACCGCGAGACCGGCAUGAGUUGGGUGGGCUCUUCAGUGGAGCUAAGACCAAUGCACGCCUCAGCAUGCUGAGUGACAGGAGGGACUUAGCCAGUCAGGGCUCUUCAAAGCAUCUGGAGAAGCAGCGGGGCAGUGGUAGAGGCUCAAGCCUGGGAUCCAGCUUAGGGAUGUUUGAGUUGGACCAGCUGUCCACACACUCUCUUUCUGACAACCAGUUCCACUCCCGUCAGACUGGACAGCCAAUAAACAGCCUCAUGAGCAGCUACAGUAGCCAAUCGCAGCGGUCAGAGUCAGCAUCUGUCCUCUUUUUGGGGUCACAGGAGGACGAGUGUGGUGGAAGGAGCAGGAAGACAAGGCUCCCUGUGUUUGGAGAUCAGGGCUUAAUGUCAUUCCAAACUGCCAGGCAGGAGCCAGGACAGAUGAACAAGUGCUCCAGUCCCUCCCUCUCUGGUGUUCCUGGUAAGCGGAGGUAUAAGCGACGAGAGGUGGAACAGAUCCAGAAGGAUGUGAGGAGGAUGCAUUCUUUGAACUUUGAGCAUGUGCAGAAGAUCCUCCGUGCCAAGCGCCUGCAGCGACAAGCCAAAACAGGAAACAAUGUCAUCAAAAGAAGGCCUGGACGGCCCCGAAAACAACCCCUAGAAGAAUCAGAGCUGGCCAAUAGGAGGGAGGAACACCGGGCUGAUGGUCGGGUUUUGGACAUGUUGGCCAGUAGGAGAGGUGAUGGGAGGACUCUGGGGAUGCCUGUUCUGGAGAGGUGUGACAACCUGCCAGGUAGGCAGAGCCUCAGGCCAAGUUUGACCCCCGAGCCUCUGGAGUUCUCCAAUCAUGAUUCCAUCUCAGCAACAAUUGAGACAGUGGUGCAUCAAGCGCGGUCUGUGCUGCCGCUGGCCAAAGGAACGAAACGCAGAGGCAGGGGCCACAGCAGGGACGAGUUAUGGGCUCCCUCUAGUCAAUAGACCUGCAGGAGAGAGCAACUCUGUAAAUGAACGGAGAACGGUUUAAGGAGUCAGUGCUGUUUCAAGCCUAUCAGAUGCAGUGCCCUUAAUUCUGGCACUCCUCGGUGCACUUUGGCUUGUUUCUCCUCUCUGAUUUUUUGUGAGGACUACAGUGGGUCAGUGGAGGAGCAGGAGGAGGGAACACUUCCAGUGCCAUCCCUCUGUUUGCUAAACCCAACCAGACAUGAGCCUUUCAAGGAUUCAUUGGACCUUCAUUUAAUAUGGCACUAUAUGGUACUAUUUGAUACUGAAUCUGAUGCUAUAAAAAUGUGUGGUACUUAAGAUAGUGUAGGAUAUUAUGUGAUUCUUUAUGUAUCUGAUACAGUGAUGUGUAUGGUACUUUAUGAUACUGUAUCUGAAUGUGGCUUCAGCCAUAUAUUUACCAGCAAGGGGAGGGGGAAUGGUUAAUAUAAAACUGUGCAGCUCUGCUUAUUUUUGCCUUUCUGAGGAAGUUUGUCAAAGACAUGUGGGAUAAUACAGCAGUAAUUAAGCCACCUUACCCCUAUUCCUUAUCCCUUUUUUUGCUCUCACCCCCAUGUACCUUCCUUGUUUUCUUGCUUUCUCUGAGGAGUAACUGAUUCUUCCUGGCUGCUCCUCACCCCUGGUCCCACUCCCUGCUCAACACUCACCCCAAUUCUUUAGCUCUCCUUGUUGCCUGGCACUCAACACCCUCCCCCUUUGUCCUCUCAUCUACUCCCAAUCAUGUUUUACAUCUCCCAUCGCUUGUGCUCCUUCAACCUACCCCCCGUCUCCAUUUAUUUCUCCUUCCCUGCUCAGGCCUUUCCUGGGCAGUGACAUAAAGGCAAUAUGGUGGAUGAGACUGUCCCAGACUGUACAUAGAAACAAAGUCCACUGUUGCCUGCCUUGUACAAUGGGAAACCAGCUCAUAGACAUGUACUGGCAUACAGUAUAUCAAAUAGAAUUGUUGUACCAUAGACAAUGAAAGUUGUGUAUUGUUUUAUAACCAAAAACAGACAUGGGUGCGACUCAAGACAAGUUUGUUUUCAGACAGAAAGAACCACAUGUAUUCAUUCAUACACUCAUUAUUAUGUUUAUAUCCAGGGGGCAUUGCAUACAGGAGGAAUAUCAGGUGUGUUUUUGGUAAACCUUAAAAUUGGUUUAAUGCACUAUGAAAAACCAUACACUUGCAUCAAUCAAAUGCAGCACUUACAUGCUUGUUCCAGCCUUAUGUUUUGGCCUUCGAUGGUGUGGAUAUCCAUUCCAGAGAGCAUGCAUUAUUUUUAAUCAAUUUGUAUAUGCAGGCUGCGCAGCCAAAAGCGUCAAACCGAAGCCCAGAGUCUGAAUUGAUUGGACAGUUCAGCAGAAGAGGGCUCACAGUCAGUGUUUUGAAAGCUAAUCCCAGUCUUUAUACUUUCAGUUAAUAGCCUUGGAAAAUAUUUUUGGGAAAGUAAAUCAAAAAUCCAGUAUUUAGAUUUAGAAACCAAAGUCUCAGUAUUCAGUGUGAGGAUGUAUAAUUUAAAAAAAAAAAUCUAAAUCAGAGUUUGACAAACUCUCCACCAUGUUGGCACCAAUGUAAAGCAUUCCUAUGUGCACUCUAGAAUGUAGCCAUCUUGGGUUUCUUUGUGUCAAUAUGUCAAGUCUUUGUUAAACUCUACCUACAGAAGUGGUUUCUCAAAUAAGUAUUUCAGAAUAUAAGCAAUGGAUCAGUGUUUCUUUGGCAACUGUGUUCAAGUUCUGUUUCAGGAGAUUCUGUUUUCUUCGGGCGGGGUGGGAUUCUCAGUUGCAGCAGUUCAACUUGUGCCUUAUGUUUCUUUCUCUCACCAACUACAUUUGUCCUGAGAAAUAUCAAGUGGCAAAGAGUAUCCCAGAAUUUGAUCCAAAAUGUUCAUGAUUGUUCAUAUGACGCAUGUGUCUUAGUUAUCAGAAACCCCGACACUGUUCUUUCACAGCUUCCAAAGUCAACAUCCUCUGUCACCGAGAACUGUCUCCCAGCUUCCUCCUAGCUGUUUGACCCAUAUCAUCAAAACAGAACUAGAAGGGCUGGACUGAUGAAGAUGAUAUGAUAUUGUGGUAUUAAAUACACAUCACAGACUGGCCUACAUACUGCAUUGUUAGGCUUUUUAGCAGUGGUGGAAACAGAAAGGUCCACUGUAUCAGAUGUGUUUCUAUCCAGUGAUAUUGAUUGUACUCAAUGUCCCAGAUACAUAAUUGAAGAUCACUUACUCUGCCCAGUAAAUAACCGGUUAUUUACAACCUAUAACUGGUUAUAUGCUUGGCAGAGGAGGAACAGAGGAGGUUGUCAUGGAAACCACGUUCUCAUACAUUGUUGUUUGCUAUGCAUCAGGCCAUGCCUGGCAAUGACCUUAAAAGGAAUUUCUGUUCUGGGUCCACCCUUCAACAAAGAGAAAUAAGUGGUCUUAUUUACUGAAUAAAAUGAAUUCAUGUAACAAGAAUUGUGAAUAAUACCAGUAAUAAUUUGUAAUAAGUUGUGCAGAAAGUGACUAUCAUUUCAUGAAAACUAUAGUUACUGCAACUCUAUGCAGUACAGCCUUAACCAGAUGUAAAACUACAGUAUUGAAGUGUUUGUUGUAAAUAGUGUUAGUAUGUCCAUCCUGCAUGGAUACCCGCUGGGCUCGGCUAUGCUGGGACUGUCUCCUAAAACCACAGUAGACCUUCUCUCUGUAUCAAGACUGCUCUAGACCCAACACAUGGUUGAAGAAAUGACCACGGUUUUACUCUAAUUGAUUUUUCUAUUUGACAAAUUCUGCUGUACAUUGACAGUCAUCGUUCCAGUCAGUUAACUUACACAGAAUGCUAAAAUAAUUGCCUUAUUACACCUUUGAAGUUCUUGGAGGAUACAAGCCCCGCUAGUAGUAUACUCGACCAAAAAUAGGAAUCCCUGCUGACUAGCAGCUAUUUUGCCUGCAGCCAGUUGGGGCAGUGCAGUAGCAUGAAGAGAAAGCGAAAGGAACCUGAACCUGUAUGUGUGUGGAGUUCUCAGAGGAAAUAGCCAAAAAUACACACGUCCUAACGUUAGUGCGCUUAACCUUGCUUUGCUAGAUGACUUUCCGCUGGUCUGCAGUCUGUUGUGGUGAAGAUGAGGUCUAGGUAUGUGGUGUGAGAGUCGUAGAGAGUACACACGCUUUGCAGCGUACUCCUCUAUACUGUGGUCAGUCAGCGGUCUCUGAUGCUAGAGUUUAAGACCCCAGGUGUUGUCUGUCCUGUCUGUCUCUCCUACCAGCCAAUGCUCCGGUGCCUUCUAACACUGACAAGUAUUGUCCUAAUCCAGAGCUUUCACUCUACACAGAGACUGCAGAGGGGAUGUGGUUGUGAAUAGGGUUCAAGGUCACUGUUGUUGUAUUGUAUUUAGCAGCUAAUCUGGACCAGUGGCUACAGGACGCCACUAAGCACUGAUGUAAGGAUCUUUAACCUUGUCUUUGGUCCAUACAUCAAGGACAAAGUGUUAGUAUUUGACCUUAGAUCAGUGGUAGGAGUGCAUUUACUGUGGUGCACACCUACCAGUUCACUACAGCAACUAGGAUGAGAUAUAAUGGCACCUAAAUUUUGAUCACCCCCCAUUCCCUAUGUAGCGUGCUGUGAUGAGUGUCCUACACAUGGAGUGAGGGGUCACGUGAGACAGAGCCUCAUAAAUGUACAUGUAGUCAUCCUCACAGCAUAUGUUACAGUUCUAAGCUAUAAUGUUGUUCAAAGCUGAAAAUGCAGAUGAAGCAUUGAGAAAACCAAUAAAUGUACUUCUUUAGAGCACAAAGUGAGCUCUUCUAACAGUGUGGGCAUAUUUUAGUUUGUAUACAUAGUGUAUUUGAACCUUUUUCUAGAGUGGGUUUCCUUUAUUUGCAUGCUCAACUUGAUUGUAUGCAUAAAUAUUUUAGACAAGCUGAAAGUUGAAUUUCAAUUGAAUUUGGAGCAAGACUUGUAUAUUGUUUGAUAUGUUUCUUUUUGUAAUGAAUUUUUUAAUUCAUGAAGCAUUUUUGUACAUUGUAUGAAUAUUAAAAACUGCAAAUAUUUGACAUAUAGAGUAAAUACUAGAUGCGCAUGCAUAUGCAUAUAUCCUUCACAGUAUGUAUGUGUAAAUGUACACAUAUAUUUUGUAUUUGCAUUUGCUGGCAUACAGAUAUAUGUCUUAAGCACAUAUAUACAUGCAAUAUAUAUGUAUAUCCAUGUCUGCUGGCAUGCUUUUGGUCAUGUUUAUCUUUCAUGAUCUUGUAGGUUCAUUUUUAUGUUUUUUAAUUUCUCUUUCCUCAGAAAGAAAAGCUCAUUCUUUUGCUACCCUUCUGUUGGCUGGCAGCGUUGAGCACUUAUUAAGAAGAACUACAGUUGAAGUUGUUCAUGUUAUCCAUUGUGUGAAAUAAUAAAUGACUUUAUUGACAGCUAA
Molecule: messenger RNA, 13097 nt
Organism: Thunnus maccoyii (southern bluefin tuna)
Lineage: Eukaryota; Metazoa; Chordata; Actinopteri; Scombriformes; Scombridae
Gene: setbp1
Product: SET binding protein 1
Exons: 7
Coding region: 4139-8704 (1521 amino acids)
Molecular function (GO): DNA binding
Source: RefSeq, a predicted model, not a curated record